UUACCUGUUUCGUCGUUGCUUUUAACUCUCAGUUUGCGAGGCCGGCCCCGCGGCAUAGUUCCAGUACUCAGGGCGGGUGUGCUGUGAACGAUUUGCUUUUCAAAAUGGCGACACGGUCAUCUGUAGACAGCAUCGUACCCGUGAAGACUCACAGCUGCGCGGAGUAGGGAGACAUCUACCGUUUGGUUCAUUGUACAUGCACCUUAAGUGUUUCUUCUCCCAGGUGUGGCAGAAUCUCCCCCCGCGCUGUCAGAGAGCACUGUCCUGAUCCAUGAAACCAAUCAUUCUUCGGCAUCAUGGAAACAGCAUCUGACAGCCGCGGUCGCCAUGGGCGUCCUCCCCUGUGACCAUUGUCAGCGGGGGACCAGAGAGUUGAACGAUAUACAGUACAGCAUUAUGUGACCUGGAAACUGCUGUGGUGCUUAAAAACUGAGGAAAAUAAAGAAAAGCCAAUAAAAAGAAGAAAACAAGUGUGAAGUUUUAGCUAUCCUGAUGAAAAGACCUUUCAAAACGUCCCUCCACUGGCAAAAUGAUGACCUGGAAUUGAGUGAAAACCUUCACUUUAUCCUGACAAAGAGAUUGUUAAAGCGAAGUUAUGAUUUAUACGCUGAUACUUAUUUAGCCUGAACAAUUUACUACAAGUGUCUAAAUGAAUGAUAAAGCUACAUACAUUGAUUUCUAUGGUGCCAGUGGCACAAAGAUAAUUUGAGCUGCUGAUUCAUUGACAGUGCUAGAUGAAGAUGGAUAGAUGGUGUUGCGCCCAGUAACUGGAGAGUGCUAAAUGAGCUGCUGUGUAAGCAGCUUAAUCUCUGGAUGACUGAAGGCAGAUAGCAUUUUAACUGACCAACAAAAGCACGCAAGACAUUCUUAGAUGUGCAACUGCAGAUAACAGUAGGUUCAAGUUUUAUCGAGCUUGUAAAAGGCCACAUAGACAGGGUAGUUUAAUUUGUACAAUGAAUCCUAGAGACAGUGUGGAGAUGAUGGAGACCCAGGCAGGACGUCAGAAGGAAAAGCUGGUUGGAGACAAGGUCAAUCCUGAAAAUGAUGUUGAUGGAGAGGAUGACAAAAUCCCCGGGGCUUAUGACUGCAACAUCUGUGGACGCAGCUUCCCGUUCCUCAGCUCUUUGUCGCAGCAUAUGAGACGCCACACAGGUGCGCGCCCUUACAAAUGCCCGUACUGUGACCACAGGGCUUCACAGAAGGGCAACCUUAAAGUUCACAUUCGCAGCCACAAACUGGGCACGCUCUCUAGCCACCACUCCAAUGAGGAUGAAGAGGGUGGGGCCGAGGAGGAGAUGAGUGUUUCAGAGGGUCUCGAUGGAGGUACGAGUCCAACUAAGAGCAGCUCAGCCUGUAACCGGAUGAUCAAUGGGGAUAGUAGUGAAGAGAGUCGGAGGAAAGUGCCUGGGAGGAGCAUGAAAAGAGAGAAGUCUGUCACCGACCAGAGGCCUUACUGUUGCCGUCUGUGUGGCUACGAGGCCUAUCGAGAAGACCAGCUCCUCAGCCAUAUAGAAAAAGUCCACAUAACGGCAGACACAGAAGAGGAGACCACUGUUAAGGAAGAGGCUGUGGCCGAACCUGAUGUCCUCCAACCCCAGAGUGAUGGGACCUUCCCCUGUGAGACCUGUGGCCAGGUCUUUACCCAGGCCUGGUUUCUAAAGUCACACAUGAAGAAACAUGCAGGGAUCCUGGAUCACUGCUGUCGUAUUUGUGGACGACGGUUCCGCGAAGCAUGGUUUCUCAAAUCGCACAUGAAAACACACAACACCAAAUCCAGGUCACGGUCAAAAGCAGAUUCAGCUGAGCAGCCGGCCACCAUCAAUGACGUAGCCCAGGAUCCUGAUAUUGUCUCGGGCGCUGUUACAUCCAUCUAUCAAAUGUGCUCCAAAUGUGGGAACCUGUUCCACACCAGAGAGAGCCUGAGGGCCCAUGAAAAAGUCCACAAUCUCAACUAUGACAGGAAAUCCCAGAGCCAAUGCAGACUCAGUGAUGAUGAGGACUCACCAGCUGCUAAGAGACGUUACCUUGACUACUUAAACCUCCAGCCUGUAGAGGAAAAGACGUUGGAUGAAGAGGAGGAGAGUGAGAAGAAGAUGCUAGGUCAAAGAAUCCCAGAGCUAGAUCCAGUUUGCAGCUAUCAGGCCUGGCAAUUAGCUACUAAAGGAAGGGUUGUGGAGCCAGUGGAGACGAGUUACAAGACCUCCUUUGGGGGAGGAAGUAUGGGGGAGGAUGCCCUCGCCGGAGCUGCUGUGGUUUUUGAGAAGGAAAACAGCCGUUAUGUCCUGCAAGGUCAAGAGAAACGCAGCUCUGGGCGACGCAGCAGCUCUGGUUUGGGAAGCCAUGCUUCUUCAGGUGACCGGACACCAGAGAGCCUCAGCGACUCUGAAUACCGACCUUCGUCUCGCCAGGAUCGACGGCGACAUUCUCAGUCGCAAGCUUCCUCCAAGUCCAACGAGUGCUUUGAGUGUGGGAAGGUGUUUCGCAGUCGUCAUCAGAUGAUUGUCCACCAGCGGGUCCACAGGAAGGACGGAGGUAGGGCAUCUGUGGGAGACAAGGAAAGAACUGCUAGAGACGACAGAUGGGGCUCCACCAGUGAUCCCGAGUCAGGCUCUCCUAGCCGGCCCAGCACCCCAGGAUAUGGAGACUCUCCACCAGCCUCCACGAUGGGAGACCAGGCCUCAGAGAUGGGUACAACAAACUCUCGAGAUAUUGCAGAUGAGAAGCCUUACACCUGCAGCCUUUGUGACUUUGUCACCACAGAGUUGAAGACCUACUCGACUCAUGUUCGUGUUCAACACCCAGCUGCCCCCGAACAUAGACCCAGCCCUAUUCCCAGCCCUAGCUCCAGCUCAGACGGACGCACCCCCAGUGGUUAUCCCAAGCUGAAGAAAGCUCUUCUUCAGGGGUUGAACAACUCUGCAUCCCCUCCUGCCUACAUUUCAGCUCGAGCCUCCCCACUCGAUUCCAGCAUGACCCCUGUGGAUCUAUGUGUGAGGGCUGAGGGCUACAGGGGCAUAGCCUCCCUAAACCUGGACAGGAAGGGCCUCCCUAACCACAAGUGCUCCUUUUGCUCACACUCCACCCGCUACCCAGAGGUGCUCUGGAUGCACCAGACGGUGGCUCACCGCAUUAACAGCAGUAGCUCCAAUCUUGCUCCUAAAUGGGCCCUGAAAAACAGCUCCAAGGGCUCCAGGGAUAACUUAUUAUCCUCCAGGAGACGUACUGGUCCCCCACCAGUCCUGGAGGGAAAGGAGUGUCCUCUGCUGCCUCCACUGACGCAUGCCCAACGCACACGGCCCCCAACAAACUCCAGCGAGGUUGUAAAGAAGAGCAGGCCAGCCAGUCAUGCCACCACACCAUCAUCCUCCUCUUCUACCCCUUCCUCCUCGUUCUCCAGGGGCUCUUCAUCCACCUCAGGCACCCAAGCUGGGAGAGUCCCCGUCCGGCCAAUCAGCAACACCAGCAGCAGCACCAGCAGCACCAGCAGCAGCGUCAGACACACAGAGGACCAGAGUCAUCAGUCUCGCUUCAGACCCAAAGUGGAUAUCUACCCUCGGGGAGGCUCUUUGUCUUCCUCCAGCUCCUUGGAGAAGAGCACUGGCGCCCCCUCACAUUCCUCAGCCCCAAGCUCCAGCUCUGCUGCUGUAUCCAGGAUUGCCGACCGCUAUUUGAUGCCUCAAGAGGGGCUGGGCUUCAUGCUUUCCAGCAAGCAUGGCCUAGCAGAGUACAGCCGAGCUAGGGGUUCCCCUCAUCAGCCGCUUCCCAACUCCCACAGCCAGGGCCGGGCUAAUGUUAGGAGGCCCAGCACAAUCACCGCCAACCAUAGCUCCACAGCAGGACACAACUACGGAGCCUCCCAGGCACAUGGAGGCACUCUGCAAAAUUCCUCCUCCUCCACUUCUUCUUUACCUUCAGAGGAUCGUGGAGAUGCGAAGCAGGAGCCAAUCGCAGAGACACCAGAGAUGCCAAGUGACAUCCUCAGCUUCUUCAAAAACUACAGCCCCCAUGAACUGGCUAACCUCUACCACCGCUGGGGUGCAGCCAAUGCACUGCUGGAUCCCACUGGCAUGCUGAGGUCUCUCAUGCGGCAGGGACAGUAUUUCUGUCAUGAGUGCGGGAAGAGUUUCAGUCAGCCCAGCCACCUGCGCACUCAUAUGAGAUCCCAUACAGGGGAGAGGCCAUUCUGCUGCCGGCUCUGCCCAUACCGAGCCUCUCAGAAAGGGAACCUAAAGACGCACGUCCAGAGUGUCCACAACAUGCCUUUUGACAAUAGCCAGUACCCAGACACAAGAAGCUUGUUACUGAGCCAGGAGGAGCGGGGAGCGCUGGCUGCCAAACACCCACCACCACAACAACAACAACAAUAACAACAACAACAACAACAGUAGACCAUCUGAUAGACCAGGGUCUGGGACCAGACAAGUCAGGGAAUCACACAACCUGAAAACACCAUUAAACAUCAGAGGACUGGAAGUAGGACUCCUCUCCACCUAUCAUCCUUUAAAGACCUUAGAAGAAUUAGAAUUUUCUACAAUGAAGUCUCUUGUAGUUUUUUGGAAGAUUUUUCUUUUUGUAAAUUAGAGUUGGUUAAAGCUGUGCUAGGUAAUUUUAAAUCACAAUGUGAGGUUGCGGCAGAGACGAGUUGUCUUAUAGAAAGGAUUUCUGGUGAAAUUCUGCGGUUAGAAAUUCAGGUGUCAGGUGUGCACACAGGCGGGACAUUUUCUCCACGCAGAAGAAAUUAGUGAAAUAAGUGUCACCUGAGCAGGAAAGGCUGGACUCACCAACGAUCGACCUGUUGCUUCUCUUGCUCUUCUUCGAUAUGAAGGUUAGCAAGAAUUAGCAAAUUGUCUAUAGUUUACAUCACCUUAAAGGAUUUCUGAAUAUAGAAGCCCUCAAAAUUCAAAGAGUUACCUCUUGCUGCCAUUUUGGAGGUACCAACAAGCGACGUUGCCUAGUGCAGCUUUACAAGAAAAGCAAAGUUUUUAUGAAAAGAAGCGGAAAAACUGAACUUGAAUGCAACUGCUAGCAUUUUAAUCAAGGACUGUCUCUGUGGCAUUGCAUGGCUGUUGUAGUUGCCCACCCCCCAUUUAAGCUUUAUUGUAUAAGAAUUUGUGCAUUCCUCAGGACACCAAUCUUUAGAGAUGAGAUGAGAGAGAAGAGGCUCUGCAAUUCAUCACCAGUCAACUGACACACUGCAAGUUCAUUUCCUCUGGGUCAAGUCAUGAAGAGGAAGACUUGCAUCUGUGUGUGUGUGUGUGUGUGUGUGAGUGUGUGUGUGUGUGUGUUUCUGCGUGCACAAGUGUGUUAAACUCACUACCCUCCACUCCAGUGUAUAAUAUUAGGAGUGCAGUGACCACUCUGAGGCUGUGUAGCUGAUGAUUAGAAGGAGAGCGAGCGAGAGAGAGAGAGGUAGGAUUGAAAAGAGAGAGAGAGAGAGAACGCUAAUGGGAGUAUCUGCUUUAGUGCUCAUUAAAAAGAGUGUGCGUUUUUAAUAGCCAAUAUAAAUGAACGUACCAUUUUUUAUGGUCAUUCAAUUAUUGUCCAUUUAAGAGGAAGGGACUCAGUGGAGGCAGUUUUCCUCCAUAACUCCUUCAUAUUAGGGAGUGUUUCUGACACUUCUGACUUUGAAUUAGACUGACUCCAAAACAGUGGGAAUGACAGGCUCGGCUGUAGAUUGCACAGACUAAAAUUCCAGCAUGUGCAAGUACUUGCAAGAAAGAAUAUGGUACUGCUAGUGUUAGCCAGCAAAUAUGCAUUGGUUUCAUAUUGCUAAUGGGCAACACUGACUUUUUGGCCUGUUUGGCCUCUAUUACCCAGUAUGUUAUGAAAGCUUUGGUACCAAAACCAGUCAAGUCUCUUUGGUAGAAAGCCUGUCAGUAGCACAGAAUACAUCCAAAACCAAUAUAAUCUGAGGGGUCACGAGAUACUCAACCAGAUAGGGGAGAAUCAAAAACAUACUUCUACACAAAAUUAGGUAUUGUCCUUUACUAACCAUUCUCUUUUUCUUAUAUAUAUUAUAAUUACAGUUAUUAUGUUUUACACAUUCAGGUUUCAAAAAAAGUACUCAGAUUAAACAAUUUUUAACAAAUGAGAAAUUUGAACCACAUGCAAGCCUUUUCCCCUCUUCCAGUCUAUGCGCGAAGCUAACUGGGUGCUAGCUGUAGACUCACAUUUAUUGAACCGACAUGAAAGUGGUGUUGAUCCUCCUGUCUAACUCUUGGCAAAAAAUUAAUAAAUGUAUUUCCCCAAAUGUCACAACAUUUUCCUUUUAAAACCAGCAGGUUUGUAAAAUACUUAGAAUGGACAUAUGAUUCAACACGCCCACUAUAUAUUGGCAUGCUCGUUCGACAGAACAAACAACCAGAGAUGCAGAGCUGACUUUGUGACCAAAAACAUUUAAGCAGACUAAUCAACCAAGCUCCCAUGGCAUCAGUCUAAUUUCUUGAAUGGUGAUGUGAAGAUUUGCAUUCUAGGAGGCGAGAGAGAGGAGGUCUGAGAGAGAGAGCAGCCACAGGUCAGGAGGUCAGGCUUCCUGAGAGUUCAGGUAUGAAUACACGAGAUGGAAACGUUAUAUUGAAUUGUAGAGCCGUCACAGCCUUAACACAGGUGUGUGUGAGAGUGUGCAGUGAUGCGUCUGUAUGUGCAUUCUUUUCAAACCUCUCCAUACUACAUAAGAGGCUGACUAACUUCUGUGUACUCCAGUCUCCCUCUAGAUGCUUUGUAUACUAGCCUACCUCUUUUGCAAUGAAAGCCUGCUUGAAGUUCAUUGGCUGGCAUGAGGAGGGGGACUGUGAUUUGCUUGGAGGAGAUGUAUCCCUGGGCUUGGUUUUCUCUCCACAACGGCCUCCAUGAUUGAUAAAGCCAGGCUUGGGAAAAGAAGUAGAAGAGUAUAGCAAGGGUAGAACGGAGGAUUUGUGGAGACAUUUUUGUACGCAUCAAAUCAAAAUUCAAACCAGUUAAAGAUUACAGAGCAUACGGAGUACUGUACUUAACCGCAGUAGUUUUUACAUGAUGAUGAAAUGGUUGAUUUACCAGUGGGUUGUUGAGUUAUGCAUACAAUACUGUGUGCUUGAAUAUGCCUAAUAACACACAAAUGUGUAUAUUGAAGAUGUGUGUAGUGAAAUACUUGAAAUGGAUACUCUAGCCUUUGAGGUAGUGUAGUACUAAUACCAAUGUUGUACAGAAUUCCCUUUAAGAUUUACUCCUCAGUUAUGAAUUUGUACUCCCAAGUGUGACUUAGAAAAACUAUGAAGCAGGAGUGAGUGUAUGUAAUAUAAACUGUAUAUCUGUAAUCCACUCUUACCAAACCAUUAUAUACAGCGGUAGAAACCAAAUGGCAUUACUAGUGCACUUAGACUAGGUUACUGCUUUAACCGUUCUCAUUUUGUCCAAUUCUAGCUAAGGUUUCUUUGAGAAUGUCUUUUUAAUGGUGCCGGCUAACGCUCUUCAAUGUCAUUUCUGGUUUAGAGGCUUUUUGUUAGAGUCCAUAGAUUUUAAUAACAAAUGAUUUGUUCUGUGAUGGCUGUGUAGCACAGCUUUUUAGUUAUGUUUCCUCAUGGAAAGUUUGAUAAUGCUAGGUGCAGCAGUGCUUAUUUUUUCAUAAAGAUGUAAGAGUGUGUUUUUAGUCUUUCUCUUUGCUAAACUGUAGGAUUUGUUCAGUAGCUAGUCAUGGCUGACCUCCCAGAGGGGCUGGCAGGUGUUGUUCUUUUCUCUUUGGUUGAGUUUUUAUCAUGUCUCUUAAGUUGUAUUAUUUGUGUUCGUUUUUAUUAUUAUUUGUUAUGAACUUCAUGAUUAAUUUACCUUAGACAUUAUUAUUCAAAAUGUAUUUGGUUGAUAUCUGUAUUUAUUAUCACUUCAAAAAGGAUAAGAGGAUAGAGGCAGACAGGAGCGUUUGUUUAAUUUGAUUUUUCUGGGUUGUUUUUGUUUUUAUACUGUGUAGUUUUCAUGCCUGCAAGCCGAUGUGAAAGCUCUACCUCGUCUGAGCCAUUCUCAGUUCUGUUACACUUUUGUACAUCAUUUCAAAAAGAUGUAAUGUCAUGUCCACAAUAAAGACACGCAAAAUGGCACCUGUUGGCGCUGUUU
Messenger RNA from Micropterus dolomieu (smallmouth bass), 8082 nucleotides. RefSeq names its product zinc finger protein 516-like. Gene Ontology annotation, cellular component: nucleus. Gene Ontology annotation, molecular function: DNA-binding transcription factor activity, RNA polymerase II-specific; RNA polymerase II cis-regulatory region sequence-specific DNA binding. Bases 954 to 4367 code for a protein of 1137 amino acids. Lineage: Eukaryota; Metazoa; Chordata; Actinopteri; Centrarchiformes; Centrarchidae. Gene Ontology annotation, biological process: regulation of DNA-templated transcription. The transcript has 6 exons. The record is from RefSeq and is a predicted model, not a curated record.